Messenger RNA from Babjeviella inositovora NRRL Y-12698, 1853 nucleotides. RefSeq lists its product as uncharacterized. The record is from RefSeq and is a predicted model, not a curated record. The coding region runs from base 242 to 1570 and encodes 442 amino acids. NCBI's taxonomy places the organism in Eukaryota, Fungi, Ascomycota, Pichiomycetes, Serinales. The transcript has a single exon.
CUAAUCGGUCUAUGAAAUUUAAAUUAUAGUUUGAAGUCUUCUGGGGCUAAAUCAGCUAAUGAUGGAUCUCGCCUAUUUCGACAUACACCUCGUUGCGUUCGCUCUGGCUGGUACUCAUCACGUGCUUUGUUUAGUUUCCAGCAAGGUGGAUUGAUCUGUGGCCAUUGUCUAUCCAACCACCCACUCACUCAGCUACUCUUCACCAAGAACAACCUUGACCCAUAAGUGUUUGUGUCUUAGAAUGGCCGACUUAAUUAGCAUUGCCAACCAGAUUCUCGACGAUUCCGAAGAUCUCAAGUCGUUGGAGUAUAAGCGCAAGGGCCGCAAGUACCGCUUGGUGGAGAACACCUUCAAGCGCAUCCGCGAGGAGGACAAGUACUUGGUUGUUGCCAAUCCCUCUUUCUUCAGAUCCGAACUCACGGAAAAUCUCUCCAUCACCUCUGCUUACUCCAUUCUCGCUACCUGUGGCACCAUUCUCGAAGACUACCCCGACUUGUGCCUCUCGAUCAUCGGUGUGGCCCGCGAGAUCGAACUCCACCAAUGGUACGAUAUGGGCACUUCCGUUGUCACUAAACACAAGGCUGAGCCAGUGGACGAAGCUGUGGUGGCUGCUGCUCGUCAGAUGUAUGACGACGUGACCCCGGAGCAUAUUUCACGUGGGCUCAAUCUCAUGCUCUGUUCAAAGUUGAACUUUUUGCACACCGACCACCACAUCGGAAAGCCCAAGCUCCAGGGACACUUCCUCAAGUACUUUAUCACGGAGUACUACGGGGAAGAAGCCACGCUUUCCGGCGAUGUCCACACGGCCCUCAAGUCCUUCUUCCACUGGGGCUGUAUCAAGGGCCUUUUGUACAAGCUCGAGGUGCCGAACUUGAACCUUUCCACCGAAAAGAUCCAGGCCUUUGCAAGCUUUCCCGACCCGUUACCGGAACUCAAGGACAACGUCUACGAGCGCUACCCUGCAGGGACGUCCAAGCUUUCCUUGAUUAAAAAGGCUGCGUUAAUCAUCUAUGAGUUUGACUUUUCCAAGGUGAUCCCGCUUCCACCCACCACCGAUGGCCAUGUCUUUGCCACAGACUUGGACUGGUUGUUUGAACUCUGCAACGACGUUGAAAUGGAUCCUCUCAAGUACCACCUCCGUUCUACCAGCAAGGGCUUGUACAAGGGCACUCCUACCAAUCUCAACGACUUGAAUCGCACCCACGGUAAACGCUUUGCCAACUUGUUGUUGCAGAUCUCUAUCGUUUUGAAUGUGUUUGACAUCGGUGUGCACUUGCUCUUCAACUCCAAGUUCCCCAAAAUCUUUGACGUGGAAACGGAAACGACAGCUGAGCCUACAGACCAAGUGGAGGACGACGAGGAUGAGAUUGUUAUCAAGCGUAUGAGACCGGAGUUUGCCGCCAACGAGUACUUGCAGAAGCUCAUUGAGAUCAAGUCCAAGAUUGACCACUACUACGAUAUGGGUUGGCAGGACGACGAUAUCAUGUUGCGAAUCGGUUCCGUUCCAAACAACUUGUUUGACAAUAUCGACAACAUUUUGAUCAAAUAUGAGAGCGAGGAGGAAUACUAAAAUGGUUUACAAAAGUAUAGCCCGGCGGUUACACCCAUACAAGUAGUUUUAUACCCUGAAUACCAUUGAAUAUACAUAGCCUGUGGAUCCUGUAAUAUAGCGACUGCAGUUUUUUAAGAAGUAUAAGAAGAUUGAUGAGCCAUGUGUUGUGAUAGAUCUUGGCAUUUUGAGUGGAAAAUACUAGGUAUUGCCUCCAUGUCAGGAUUCCAGUGCCUGUUGGGACUUUAAUCCGGGAGUCAUUUGUCAUUCUGUCCAGGUCCUUCCUAAACUAAGUGCAAAUCCU